Guillardia theta CCMP2712 is the source of this 1104-nucleotide messenger RNA. RefSeq lists its product as hypothetical. Bases 1 to 1104 code for a protein of 367 amino acids. Lineage: Eukaryota; Cryptophyceae; Pyrenomonadales; Geminigeraceae. Gene Ontology annotation, biological process: RNA methylation; regulation of DNA-templated transcription; rRNA processing. The record is from RefSeq and is a predicted model, not a curated record. The transcript is spliced from 4 exons. Gene Ontology annotation, molecular function: RNA binding; rRNA methyltransferase activity.
AUGACGAGUGAGCUCAUCUACGGAUGCAUCAGGUGGAAGGCACUGCUGGACCACUUGGUUGCGAGAAGACAAGACGGCAAGAAGAGACAGAAAGCGGCAGUGCAAGUGAUUCUGAGGAUGGGGCUCUACCAGCUCUUCUUCAUGGACAGAGUCCCCUCUCACGCUCUUGUCUCUGAGUGUGUGAACCUUGCCAAGAGUCGGGGCGCCGCAGGGGCAGCAGGGUUUGUCAAUGCGUUCCUCCGGCAGUACGUGCGGGAGCAGGCGGAGACACAGGAGCUCAUCGCAGAGUUGCAGGAGAACAAGCUUCACAUCGGAUGGUCUCACCCGGACUGGCUCGUCAACGAGUGGGUGAAGCGAUACGGCAAGGAGGGAGCACAGCGGCUGCUUUCUUGGAACAACAGCCCAGCUCCCAUCUUUGCCAGGAUCAACCGACUGAAGUCCACCGGCCCGACAGUCCGCAAGUUGUGGGAGCAUGAGCCCAUCACUUUCCGAGACGUGCAGGUUGACUGGUGCGACAGUGAAGACUUGGCUGAGAUCAAGGUCAGCGCGCCCGUUCACUCUCUUGACAGUUUCAAGCGCGGCCUCUUCUACGUGCAGGAUCCAUCGACCCUGCUGUCAGUGAAGGUGCUUGAUCCUCAGCCUGGAGAGAGCAUCCUCGAUCUCUGCUCAGCGCCCGGAGGGAAGUCUUGCUACAUCGCGCAGAGGAUGGAGGACAAGGGCAAGUUGAUCGCCUCGGACAUCGACGAGUUGAGGUUGAACGUGGUGCGAGAAAACAGCGAGAGGCUCGGCAUCACCUGCCUUGAGACCCAACCCGCCUCGGCCAUUGAUCAUAUUCUAGCUGGAGAACAGCCGAUGACGUUCGACCGGAUUCUGAUCGACGCGCCAUGCUCGAACUCGGGGGUGAUCCGGCGAAGGAUCGACGUGCGAUGGCGAAUCUCAAAAGCUGAGAUUGCACAGCUGCAUGAAACUCAGUUCGGACUUCUGAUGAAGGCCGCCAAGGCAGUGAAGAAGGGAGGGAUUAUAGUGUACAGCACGUGCAGCCUCGAGCCGGAGGAGAACGAGCACGUGAUCCGACGUUUCCUCAAGAGAAGCGAGACGCGGUGA